Pocillopora verrucosa is the source of this 4139-nucleotide messenger RNA. RefSeq names its product protein FAN-like. The record is from RefSeq and is a predicted model, not a curated record. NCBI's taxonomy places the organism in Eukaryota, Metazoa, Cnidaria, Anthozoa, Scleractinia, Pocilloporidae. Gene Ontology annotation, molecular function: protein binding.
GCCUUAAUCUUCCCAUAAAUUUUUUCUAAGAAUUGCUUUGUUUGCUGGCUAAGGGAAAAGCGAGAACUGACAAGCAAACCGAGACAAGUACCAGUUUCCUGAUGGGAGGAAACUAGCGGUUUCCCAGACGUAAGCGUGAAUAAACCUUUGAAUAACAAGUUUUCGCCAACAGAAAGCCAAGUGGAACAAGAUAUUGAGACGAAAGGUUGAAUAAUGUUUGGAGAUUGUUUUCCUUGUCUGGCUGCGACAAGUAUCGGAAGCAAUGUACGAGGUAGUGUUCACACAAUAGCCGAUAAAUCAAUGGCGUUGUGGGAUAAAGUUCGGAAGCGAUUGGGAAAUUCGGAGAACUCGGCUGGAUGCAGUUGUGGUCGAGAAUACCCAAAUAGUGAAAGUGUUUUUUACGAAGAUUACUUCACGAGAUUCUCCUUGCUCCUGUUAGAGCCUGGAGAGAUCUACUUUGAAGAUUUUAGUGUUUUUCAUUACCCAAAUCAAUUUUCUGAAGAGGAGGCAAUAAAAAGGAAACAAAGAGGAAGAUUAAAGAUAUGUUCCAAGUCUAUUCUUUUUGAUCCCAUAGAUACAUCUUACCCAAUUUUAAAGUUUCCUCUCAGAGAAUGUAAUGCAAUAACUCAUUGGUCUGGAUCUCUCAUGUCAAGAAUUGAUACCAAAGGAGAUGUUCUGGCAAUUGAGUCCAAGCAGGUCAUAGAAAUGAAGGAAGGCAACACAAUAGCACCUUAUACAUUUAGAAGAGAAAAAGCCAAGUAUUUAUUUUCGUUCAAUUUUGUAGCUUUAAAUUUUGUAUUACCCCAGUUAGAACAGCUUCACAGAGCAACUACUCUCAUGCCAGCUGAUCAACAAGCUAUGAUCAAUUCAAUUGUUCAAUCAAGACAGGCAAGAGUUAGUUUUAACACAAGUUGGUUAGAAGAUUUACAUGAGAAAAUUGUGAUGGAAACAAUGGCAAAACGAAUCACCCCUCUUGUUUGCAACCCAGGCCGCAUCAUGUUAACUUCUUCCAGACUAUACUUUCAGCCAUUUAACAAUGCUGACCCAUGCCCAGUUGUGAAAUGCAAAUUAUCUAAAAUCUGUAGAGUUGUCAAACGGAGAUAUCUUCUCAGGCAUGUGGGGGUUGAGGUGUUUUCAGCAGAUGGUUCUCAUAUGUAUCUGAUAUUCAACUCUCCAACAGAGAGGGAUUUGUUUUAUGACAAAAUUAUUCAGCAACCAGAAGUUGAAUUAGAAGACACGAGACAGGAGAACAUGACGUUAAGAUGGCAGAAUGGAGCGAUCUCAAAUUUUGAAUAUUUAAUGUACCUAAAUAGUUUAGCAGAUAGAAGUUUCAAUGAUCUCACACAAUAUCCAGUAUUUCCUUGGGUUAUAUCAGACUACAAGAGUGCAGAGCUUGAUUUAGAGAAGGGAGAAACAUUCCGAGAAUUAUCCAAACCAAUAGGAGCUCUGAAUGAAACAAGAUUAGCUCAACUAAAGGAGCGAUGCAAAGAGAUGCCUGAUCCAAAGUUCUUGUACGGAUCUCAUUACUCCACCCCUGGAUAUGUGUUGUACUAUCUUGUUAGAGUUGCUCCCGAAUUUAUGCUCUGCCUACAGGGAGGAAAAUUUGAUCAACCAGACAGAUUAUUUAACAGUAUUGCUGAAACGUGGGAGAAUGUUUUGACGGGACAUGCAGAUGUCAAAGAGUUGAUUCCAGAAUUUUUCCAUUCAUCUGGCGAAUUUUUGUUAAACAGUCAAAGUUUGCCAUUGGGCUGCAAACAGGACAAGACAAAAGUCAUGGAUGUUGAGCUUCCAGCCUGGGCCAAAGAUCCGGGGGAUUUCAUUCGGAAGAAUCGUGAGGCUCUUGAGUGCCCGUAUGUCUCCGAAAAACUUCACAACUGGAUCGACUUGAUAUUUGGAUAUAAACAAAGAGGACAUGAUGCGUGGCAAGCAGACAAUGUGUUUUACUAUUUGACGUACGAGGGAGCUGUUGACUUAGAAAAGAUCGAGGAUCCAAACGAGCGGGCGUCUUUAGAAGCUCAGAUCCUGGAAUUUGGACAGACUCCCAAACAGCUGUUUACAAGUCCUCAUCCACAGAAACUGGUGACUGGAGCCAGUCCUAGCCCCAGUACAGACCCGACACCCAUCAGUAGCAGUGUGUUGAAUGGAGAGAAUCCUAGCGAACCAGACUCUAAAAGUCCUGGCAGUGUGCCAGUAAUUAAAGUUAAUGUUGACUUUGAUGAAAUGUUCAGCAAUAAUCAUUCACAGUGGACUAACAUGGAGAAACUUCAGCAGGCAACGUGCCACAAAUUACACAAAGAGGAAUCUUCAUCUUGUUCUGUGAAUGUCAAUAUAACCAACAGUCAACUCACGCAACACAGAAGCACGGUUACAUCAGUGAGACUAUCAAAGGACUGUAAAAAUGUCUUUUCUGUUUCUCAAGAUACACAACUGAAGAUGUACUCAUUAGAAACCAAACAGCAAGUUCGUGGAAUCAAUCUAUCGUCAAUGGCGCUUUCGUCUUGUGCCAUUAUGCCGGACUCAAAAACGAUCAUAGUUGGAUCGUGGGAUAACAAAAUCUACAUUUACUCUGUUGAAUAUGGAAGAGUUGUGGACACCAAAGCGGGACAUGACGAUGCAAUUUCAUGUUUGUGCUGGAAUGAUGGUAUCUUGGUGACUGCUUCGUGGGAUUCUACAGUCAAGGUGUGGAAGUUCUUUCCAGAACCGGAUGGCAAGAAACCCUCGCCGCCUGAAAUUUUGGCUGAGCUCGAACAUGACACUGAGGUGAACUCUGUAGAUCUUGAUCCUACAAACACUCUUGUAGUAACAGGCACCAUGGAUGGAACAGUAAUGCUUUGGAACAUUGAUCAACAAGCGGCCAUCAGUCAUCACCCAAUUCAUAAGGAGACUGUGCAUUCAGUUCUUUUCAGCCCGGACGGACAGCGGAUUCUGUCGUGCGGCGCUGACCAUUUCAUGAGAGUGGUGGACGUCCAUACAGGGACAGAGGUGUAUUCCAAAGAUGUGGGCGAGGAAAUCAGAUGUGCUGUGUGGGAUGGUCAGAUGGUACUCGCUGGUGGUGAGUCUGGCUACCUCCAGAUCUGGGAUCUGAUAAAUGUGCAGGAAGUCAGCAGAAUCACAGCUCAUGAAGGAGCCAUUCGAUGCAUAGAUGUAUCAAGUGAUGGCUGUACUGUAGUCACCGGUGGAGAGGACGGUCAAGUUAUAAUGUGGAAACUUCACGUUUGAUUAAGAUAAUCCGUCGCCUUCAGUACCCAUCAUACUGCCGGCCGACAAGAUUUCAUUUGCCAAAAUGGUACAAGCAGUGCCUCGUGUUCCCCUUCCCAUCAUGCCCUUGUUCUUAACCGCAACCCCCGAAUCGUGCGCGUUAUGAAAAAGACUGGGAACGAGUUAACUCGUGGAACAAUCAGAGUUACGAAAACAAUCUAAAGAGCGCCUUCGAACAGAGUCUUGUGCGAAUGAUCUGGAAUCCUGGCUGGUUAAUUAGUAAUUAAGUUUCAGUCCGUCUUUUGCUGAAAAAUUUAGAGAUCAUUUGACAUAAUUUUCUUUUUUAUUUUGUUUUCGUCGUUGUAAAAUAGAGACGAUUUGUGGACUAGCGAUCAACUUGACCGCAGCCGCAAACUGUUCGCAAAAGCUACUCACAUAUGCUAAGGGACAUUUCGCCCCUUAAAAAAAAUAUAUGUAUACUAGCGACAUCUUAAUGAAAACUAUGAAAUGGUGUCGUAGGCUGAAGUGCCUCCCGAUUUGUAUUGUAAAUGUAUUAAGUGAUAUAGUUUUAACAUUUUGUUACAUGCUAUGUCUACGUCCCAUAGGGAAACAACGUUUUAGAUGAAAAAGAUAGUUUACUAAUAUUUAUUUGGGGAAGUUUGCUCACACGACGAAUUCAUAGAAUUUAUGAAUAAUCUACUCGACCUUCCUUUUGAUCCAGGGUGGUAACGGGCGUGUAUGCUUAUCUUCCCACCUGUUCCCCUUAUGCCCCACCGACUCUUUGUCUUCCUCUCCCCUCCCUUCUACUGAAUCCCCUCACUUCAGGAUGUAGGCCGAGCCAAUGAACAUCAGGGGCUGUCAGUCUUUUAGGCUAUGCAUUAUCCGUAAUUUGUAAUUAGAGAAAGUUCAACUCAGCUAAUAGAGUCGUUUUUCUUUUGCCA